AUCGCCCACAGGCGUGGAUGGAAAAGGGCAGUGUUUAGCGUGUACAUCGCAUAUGAGUAUGCUGCAGUGCGAAACGCAAACGUAGUUCUAAAAAGAAAAAAAAAAAGAGAAAAACCAAAAUCGCGUGUGUGCGUGUCCAUGUGAGCGAAUAACGAGAGGAAGAAUCGCUGCUUCAUUGUGUAUUUUGUGAGCCAACCUACGACCUGUGAUAGAGAAAUACACAGCGGAAGCCCACACAUACUGAAAAGGGGUAUCACAUGAAUGCACUGCUCGCAAACUUCUACUGAAAUACAACAGCGCUUCAUUUUCCACGAGCGGCGAUGUUUCAGCCGGUGCGUUCUGGUUGCCAGGUUGUCUAUGCCUCGCCUGUUGCUUGAAACGAGUGAGAAGCCUGCUUGCUCAAUCGAGCGAUUUUCGUCGUCUGGUCUCAGGGGAUGCAAGCCAAUGUGAUGUAUUCUUGGGGGACACACUGCUUAUGCGUUUGUUGGGUAGUUUUGUUUCUGUGGCCAUAUAGGGUUGUUUGUUUUUAUUAUUAAUUGAGAAUGAUGGCGCUGCUAGUACCCGCUGCCCGCGAGUGCUGAUUACUGUGAAGAUUGACGUUAUUGUUGAAUGGGUUCCUUUGUUUUGACUGGUUUCGUUGUGGUGCUGCGUAUGCAGCGCAUAUCAACUGUAUAUCACAUUUACGUGUUCGUGUAACAAACAUAACGGUGAUAUAUCGAGUAUUGCUGAUUAGUUUCUCAAGUGUCAUUAGAUCUCCUUGCAUAAGGAACUUUUUCGGAAAGCGCGAAGCAACUUGCGGAAAGAAUCGUGAUCCAGUCAAGAAGAGAGCUCUCGUCAUUUCAACUCUAUUUUUGCUCGACGGGCGUGUGUAUAUGGGCUUGUUCCCAUAGCUUCGAUGGACCAUUUGGAAGGUGACUUGACCAGUGCAUCGCCGUGCUCUUUUUCGCCGAAGCAGAAUUAUCCAUCUAAGAAGCAGCAUGUAACAUUAAAGUUUGAUGGACAUGUAUUCACUACUAUGGUUAUGACUCUGUCGUUUUAACGAAGUAACUGCCGCCCUUUAUAAGGGUUGAUUCCUUCGAAAUUGUACUCGGUGUCAUUCUAUUAAGGCUGCAGAGUUGCCGACUUUUGUGCUUCGAACAUUAACAAACCUGUACUCAAACAGCAUCAUAACAUGAGAUACCAAUGUCCUGCGGAGGAGCGAGCUUGAAUUAUCACCAAGUCUACCUAGAUUAAGCGUUGUCAGGUGCAUAAUAAAAUCGGACACAACGAUCACACUGAAAAACAGAUAUGAAACGGCGGACAGAUAGCGGAGACCAGGACAGGUCUGGCGAUGAAAUUGAGCCCGAGAGCACGAGCAGGCGUGGUAGUAUGAGCCGGAAGCGUAUACGAAAUAUCUCGGAAAGUAGCGAUGAUUUUGAGGAGCAACUGCCGAAGUCUAUCACUGACAAAAUCAACAUGAGCGACGACGACCUCGUAUCAUUAUCAGUUCGCGACCUCAAUAAAGAACUGAAAGGUGCCGGACUGACUCGUGCCGAGAUAAUGAAAAUGAAACAGCGACGUCGAACGCUAAAGAAUCGCGGCUACGCAGCCAGCUGUCGCACAAAGCGUAUCGAGCAAAAAGAUGACCUUGAAGCUCAACGCGCCGAAGUUGAACACGAGAUCGAAACUCUUCGACAGCGGAACUCAUCGGUUGCUCAAAAUCUGAACAGCAUCCGCGCACGCUACCAAGACCUCGUGCAGUAUUCGCAAGAGCGGAAUAUCGCUUUACCCAAAGAAUUCCUUGAACUGGACGUUUAGAACAUGGCAGACUCUUAUACGACCACUACUGUACACAGUGGUGCUUUGUAUACCAGUGAGAAACCUGAGCGGUUUUCGUUGUGUUCAAGCUGUGUUUUUGACACGCGAGGUGUUUUAUUCGCUUAAUUCUGUGUCAGAAAUCGGCUGACUUCGACAACAUAUUACAAUGAUUAUUUCUUGAUGUGGAUUGGGAGUCAAUAGUCUAUCUCAGUCAACGCAUUACGGCUGGGCUUGCGAUGAUUCGAUCGACUGGGGUACAGAGUAGUAUGCAGGCUAGCCAGCACAUCUAUAUAUAUAUAUACACGUUGUUUGAUUGACAGCCCACUUAGAUAUGAAUGAUGUGUUAUGUUUUUUUGAGGGUAACAGAAAGACUUAUGGGAGGUCAUGGCUCAUGGAUGUUACAUUAACGUUUCUGAAUGCUUUAUCUAUAAAACACUAGCUAGCACAGUUAUUUACGUAGAAAGUUUUGCGGAUUUUUUUUUGUUACUUCAUAGCUAUGGAAUAUCUGCGUAUAUUAAGUUUUUGCGACUAGCGGUUCACACGAUUGCGUUUUUUAGAAAAGCAAGUCUAGCGGAAGAUUUAGUUCAUCAGCGUCUUUUGAAGAUGCUGAAUAAGCCCAGAGGAUUAUUUUCAAGCAGCACUAAAUGAGCGAGUUUGAAUUACAUUGAAGGCACUUGAGAAAUAGUGGCAUUAACGUAAAUUACCUCAAUAGUCUUUAAGGGUCGGGGACAUCGAGCAUACAAACUGCACAUAUUAAAAAGAGAUUUAAAAAAUAUAAUAAAGUUCCCAUUUUAAACAUGCAAUGUCUGAAAAUUAUUCAUACCUAAUUGAGUCAUUACAUAAAAACGAAAUUGACCUAUACAAACAUUUAUGAAAGUUUAUGGACGUAUUGACACGUGUUACCUUUUUGUGGGGUGCAUUUAUAACUUAGAGAGCCUAUAACUAAGAGCCUUUGUAAUUCGUUUGUUGGAACGUGCCUUACUUGAUGCUCUGCUCAUCACGGAAAUGAAUCAAUGUAAAUCGAGACUAUAAUUUUGUGAGAGACGUUGCUGUUGUAACAAUGUCAUCUCCUCUUGUAUAUAAUCUGUAUAUAUAAUGUAGUGAAACAAAUAAACGAGAACGACUAUUACAGCCAAA
Varroa destructor (honeybee mite) is the source of this 2934-nucleotide messenger RNA. Its product is annotated as transcription factor MafK-like. Gene Ontology annotation, cellular component: nucleus. Lineage: Eukaryota; Metazoa; Arthropoda; Arachnida; Mesostigmata; Varroidae. Gene Ontology annotation, biological process: regulation of transcription by RNA polymerase II. The record is from RefSeq and is a predicted model, not a curated record. Gene Ontology annotation, molecular function: RNA polymerase II cis-regulatory region sequence-specific DNA binding; DNA-binding transcription factor activity, RNA polymerase II-specific.